AUGGUCAGUCCACACCGAUGCAUCGCAUUGAAAAAAAAACCCUGUCUCCGUCCCCCGGCGCCAAGAGCUGACGCUUGUCCGUGUCUUACUCCACAGGCGCGCGUUCGGUCAAGGCUCGCAUCGACCGUGAAGUGCCCCUGGAUGAGAUCAUCGCUCAACUCGUCAACUCGCAACAGCUCGCCGUCGCUGAACCAGCCGCUCUAUUCGCCCUGAGGGAGAAGGAAUCCGGAUCACUUGUGACCGAGGAGAACUUGGACCGAUUCCUGGAUCGCGGCGCAGCGUUCGUUCAAUCAGCUCUUGCCUGUCGCUCGGCGCUCGCUCAAGCCAGACCCAGCCCCCUGUGCCCGAAUCCUCGUCUUGGAUUUGCGAGCGAUAGCCGUUCUCUGCCCUGAACCCGGAGCUCAUCUGCUCGAACCGUUUUGUUCACUUCCACAGAAGCUUUGCUCUUGGUCCAUCACCAGUGAUCGAAGCCGUCGAAGUAGUCGACAAGCUACGAUCCUCCGAUACAGCCGCCGUCAAACUCGCGACCUUCUCCCUCCGAACGCUCAUCAAGGAACCCGCCUUCCUCACCGCCUUCAUCGAGCGCGAUGGCAUGGGGGCAAUACAGGAUGUUAUCAAAGGAUCGACGGGUAAUACGCUCGCGUACGCUUUGCUGAGUUCGCAGCAGCUGCUCGAACUUGACGCUCGUAGAUCUCAUUCGCUCGGCAAGGACUUUAUCGCCAAACUCGUUCAAAUCAUUGGUGAGUGCUCUCUGUCCGAUCGCGCUACUUCUUCCACCCAAACUGAACAAAGUUUUUUAUUGCAGCUACGGAGCCGUUGAUCAACAUCGUACGACCAGCGACCCAGCUUCUCCGACUGCUUUCCGAACAGGGUCGACCCUCAGCCGCGACACCUCGACUCGAUGGCUCGGCCGGCGUCUGCGCGAUCGCCUUUGAACUGAUCCAACAGAGGAUUGACUUCUUGCCCAUCGUCGUCGGACGUUUGUAUGGCAACGACUUGCCUCUCGCUUUGGCGAACCUCGAGUUGAUCAACAGUCUGUUCCAAGGCGCGACCGAGAUGGGGGAUGAGCGGUUCCAUGUGGAGUUGGAGACGUUGGGCACGAGCAAGAUCGUCGCGGUCAGUCACACCUCUUUCCGGAAGUUAGACGCAGGACUCAAACAAUACCCCCUGUCCCAACGCGACUAGAACUUGCUGGACACCUGGAAAGAAGAAGCAUACAUCGCCGCAAUCCUCGGUUACCAAGCCAACGUCGUCGCCUCGUUGCACGCCCAACUGGUGACCCCCGUCGACGAAGCGCAUUACGGCCUCUUCGAUGACAUAUGGACUGCUUCCGGUAGCGAUGAGAAUACGGUCGACGAAGCGACCAAGUGGCAGAGCCUAGGAUUCGGGACUGAGGAACCGCAGACCGAGUUUGAAGCGAGUGGGCUGUUGGGGCUGAAGACGCUGCUUGCAUUUGCGUUCGAUCGCAAGAAUGAGUUCGCCUCGGUCAGUGAUCGAGAGCCGGAAAUUAUGCAUCGUCUCUCUUCUCACCCUUGAAUACUAACUAUCGCAGACGCUCAAGGACAUGCUCGCUCGACCGGCACCACGCCGUUGCCCGCUCGCAGCCGUCUCAACCGCCGUCGUCCUUGCUCUAGCCAACCAUUUUCAUAUCAGCGAUAACCGACAAACAACGACGUCUACGACUCUGAAUCCUUACGUUCUACAGUUCAAUCAAUGCCACGCAUUAGCGACAAGGUUCUCAGUGCGGAUGUGGACCGAGUUGGGUGCGACGGAGGCGGAUUUUGAGCGAGUCGCGACGUUGAUGAAGAGUCAGAUAGCCCAUGUCUUGACAAUCGAUGGCUCGGAUGAGAAGGAUAUUAAGUCUUGGGAUCGCAUUAGAGAGUGAGUACUCUUACGUGGGGUAUACAAGCUCUAGCCACGCAUGGGGCUGAUUCUGAGACCGAAUUUCGCAUACAGCCAAUUCUUAAAGGCGGAUUAUCGCUCCGUUCGAGACCGACAAGUGCGAGAGUUAGAAACAGGCGAUGACCUACUUUCCAAAGCGCCCGUACGACAUCUACGAGGUCGUCUUUAUCUCGAGUCCUUCGAGUUCGUUCGCAACCAACGUAUCGCAUGCUUGCACGAAGGAGCGUGGUUCCGCGUUCCCACACUGGCCGGGACAACGAACGGCCCUUCGGCAAGUGGGUUGAAGAAGCAGGUCAAGGAACUUGUGUCACCUACUGCACCGAGUGUGGUGCAGAAAUGGAGGUUCUAUCGACUGGCGGCGAAUAAGAAGGCGCUGCAUUACUUGGAGACGAAUGGAAGGAUUGCGAUUGCGCCUGGAUUGGACGACCUGCCUGAGAGGAGUACGUCUUAUAGCGCGCUGUCCGAGCAACACUCGAGCUGACCUUGAACACCUUAUACUAUUUCAGUCAUGAUCGCCUUGAUUUCUAAGAUCAGUCCGCAUGCUCCUUCGGGCGAGCUCAAGCCUCAAGCCCCUUCGAUCGUCUCGAUGGCCAACACAGCUUCCACCGGAUCCCCUCACCCACUCACUAUCACAUUACGAUCCAGUGACGGGAUUGUCGCUGAACUCGUGGCGCCGAACGAAGUGACGUACUGUGAAUGGUUGGAUGGGUUGUCACUCUUGCGGCCUGACGGAGGGAUCGUGACCAGUCAGACGGCAGAUUACGUUCAAGCGCUGACGGACAUCGGUGUCAAGAUCAAGUUGUUGGACCUCAGUGGUGAGAAGGUCGAUAUACCCAAUGCUAUCGACGUCAGGCAGGUCCCGGCGUGUGACGGCCCAGCGUCGUUUUACUACUCGGAGAAUCUAUGA
Messenger RNA from Microbotryum saponariae, 2809 nucleotides. Lineage: Eukaryota; Fungi; Basidiomycota; Microbotryomycetes; Microbotryales; Microbotryaceae. The record is from the annotation of a GenBank genome assembly.